AUGAAAGUUAUAAAUCAUCGAAAUUCACCUAUAAACAAAAAAAACAUUUUUACUAAAGAUAUUAAAAAAGUUGGCAAGAGAUAUCAUAAAAGCAAAUAUGAAUCCUUCAAUCUAAUUAAUCAAAUUAAUAAAACUCUAUGUGAAAUUUAUACCAAUCAAAUCAAAUCAAAUCAAAGGAAAAAAAAAAAAAAGAGUUUUUAUCAUUAUAAUGGAAAUCAUUUUUAUUCUUCACUUCCGGUGAAUUAA
This is a messenger RNA of Pediculus humanus corporis (human body louse), 246 nucleotides long. RefSeq lists its product as uncharacterized. The record is from RefSeq and is a predicted model, not a curated record. NCBI's taxonomy places the organism in Eukaryota, Metazoa, Arthropoda, Insecta, Psocodea, Pediculidae. The coding region runs from base 1 to 246 and encodes 81 amino acids. The transcript has 5 exons.